This is a messenger RNA of Parasteatoda tepidariorum (common house spider), 1409 nucleotides long. Lineage: Eukaryota; Metazoa; Arthropoda; Arachnida; Araneae; Theridiidae. The record is from RefSeq and is a predicted model, not a curated record.
UCUCAGGUUUAACAGUGCUUGGUGUACGUGUGUAUUGUGUCUGCACAAAUUUAACUCACAAGUUAGCAAAAAUGAAUACAAAACAGACGUCCUUAGAAAGUUUCCUUGGAAAAAAGAAAAGGCUCAGUGAAGAGACCGAAGAGCCUUCAACAUCAAAGAAACAUGCAACUUUUAACAGACAAUACCAUGAGUCCUACUUGAAGUAUGGUUUUGUCGGGACAGGCGAUUCACACAAACCAAAACCGCUCUGCAUAGUUUGCGGCGAUCAACUCUCUAAUGACGCGAUGAAACCUUCAAAACUGCUUCGCCACUUGAACGCCAAGCACCCUGGAUUAAAAGACAAGUCCCUGGAGUAUUUUGAAAGAAAAAAACGGGAACACGAAGAACAGAAAAAAUUUAUGAUGGCCACCACAUCAAUAAAGGAGAGUGCACUAAGAGCAUCAUAUUUGGUGGCUAACCGCAUUGCUAAAGCUAAAAAGCCAUUCAGUAUUGGUGAAGAAUUAAUCUUGCCCGCCACUAAAGACAUUUGCCGUGAAAUACUAGGAGAAGCUGCUGUGGAAAAGAUAGCACAUGUGCCUUUGUCGGCUAGCACUGUGACUAGGCGCAUUGAGGAAAAAGCCGAAGACAUUGAAAAGCAAUUGUUGGAGAGGAUUAAUACAUCACCGUGGUACGCACUCCAGGUUGACGAAUCUACAGAUAUUGACAGCAAGGCAAUACUAUUUGUUUAUGUGCGAUAUCUAUAUCAGGAAGAUGUGCAUGAGGAUUUGUUAUGCAUAUGCACAGACGAAGCUGCUGCUAUGACCGGACGUCUAUCUGGUUUAACUGCUCGGAUUAAGGAAGUUGCACCUGAGAGUGAAGCUACACAUAGUCUCAUUCUCAGGGAAGUGCUAGCAAGCCGAAAAAUGUCACCAGAAUUUAACAGCGUAUUGAUUGAUGUCGUUAAAGUUAUUAACUACAUCAAAGCACACGCCCUUAACUCGCACCUGUUUGAACAGCUUUGUGAGGAGAUGGACGCAGAGUACAGAUGCCUUCUGUUAUACACAGAAAUAAGAUGGUUAUCCAGAGGAAAAUCGCUACUGAGAGUAUUUGAAUUGCGAGAGCCAUUGCAAAGAUUUCUCUUAGAAAAGAAGUCACCGCUGGCAGCACAUUUCAGUGACAAGGUAUGGGUCACCAAACUGGCUUACCUGCGUGACAUAUUCAACCUGCUGAAUGAACUCAAUCUGCGCCUUCAGGGGAAAAUGACAACUGUUUUCAAGUUGGCUGACAAAGUAGCUGCCUUUAAAGCCAAACUGGAGUUAUGGGGACGAUGCGUGAACAGAGGCAUUUUCGACAUGUUUCAGACAUUAGCGGGUAUUUUAGGCGAGACAGAGCCUGAAGAUUCAUUCUCCCAGUUGGUUCUUUGCUUUUAA